AUGAGUGAAAGAGUGAGAGAAAAUCUGAAAGGUAAAAAGUCCUCCGGUGAGGAAUGUACGACUUUUGUCGAUAAUCUUAACAAGAGAGUCUCUAGGAGAGUGAUCAGGGAACUAUUCCAUUGUCAAGGUAAGGUGUUACGGGUAUAUAUUCCGAAUAUUUCCAAUAAGCCAAAAUACAGGAACCAUACAUUUGCUUUUGUUCAGUUCGAGAAGGAGGAAGGUUUAAGGAAGACGAUUAUGAAUAUUAAUGGAACAUGGAUAGAUGGUAAAAGAAUUAAUGUUGGGGUUGCAAAAUAUCAGAGUCAUCAAUCCAGUUUAGUUGUUACUUCAAAUAAACAAAAGGAAGUAGAUAACUCAAAAAAGGGCGUAUUCAGGAGAAGGGAUGAGGGAGCAGAGCUUUCAGGCAGUUUGAGGGAUGAAAUAUCAUACAAAGAUGCUCUGGUAUUAAAUGAAAGGAUGAGGGAUGAUCUGGUGGUUGAAGAUAAAAGUGACGGUAAUAAGGGGAAGAUUUCUGGGAUAAGAAAUGUGUAG
Molecule: messenger RNA, 531 nt
Organism: Hibiscus syriacus
Lineage: Eukaryota; Viridiplantae; Streptophyta; Magnoliopsida; Malvales; Malvaceae
Product: probable RNA-binding protein 19
Exons: 1
Coding region: 1-531 (176 amino acids)
Molecular function (GO): RNA binding
Source: RefSeq, a predicted model, not a curated record